Messenger RNA from Moneuplotes crassus, 2358 nucleotides. Lineage: Eukaryota; Ciliophora; Spirotrichea; Euplotida; Euplotidae. The record is from the annotation of a GenBank genome assembly.
AUAAUAAAUGGAUCGACUUAGCGUAAACUCAUUAUACGAGAUUUUGAAGUACCUCACAUUCAGAGAAAUGAACUAUCUCAGGAUUUCAUCCAAGAAGCAUUCGGAUAAGGUCAAAACUGUGAUGAUUAUCCUUUCAGAAAGAGAAGCCAACAGAAUACUGCUGUCUUCUAAUGAUUUGUUAAGAAAUCCCUUUAUCGAUUACGAGGAACCUCAAGUGAAAAUGUCCAACGAAUCAUGGUACAACUUCAUUAUUGAACAGAUCAGUUUGAGAUGGAGAAUAAAGAAGAAGCUAUAUGUUCUCAUCCCAAAUAUCUUUACAGAUUGAGAACACGGGUUUAACGUGAGUUUAACAAACUUAAUGUUUAAUGAAAUUAAGAAGGCUAGACCUCAGUUGAAUAUUCUAAAAUAAAGAUAAUACCUAUAUAAAUUUCCAAACUGAGUUCCAAGAGCUAAUGUACCUUCAUUCUAAAGGAAAGAAGUCCCAAAAAUACUGUUGGAAGGUCAUGACUGAUGAAAUGUAUGAAAAUGCUAUUGAAAGACAGGAAGAAUUUGUCGAAGAAAUUAUCAAAGAGAAGGAAGUGCUUCUAUUUGAUCUCUUUCGCUGGUAUAAAAAUUACCAAGAGGACAACUAUCUUCCUAAAUCUAGUAUCUUGUCCUUUUUAUUUUGCAUUGAUCUUUUUAUCACAAACCAUUGAAUAACAAUCUGAAAAUCGAUUGAGUCCAAAUCGAAUAAGGUGAAUUUCCUGGAUGAAUACAUAACUAGAUGGAAAUCUUUUACUUCUCUGAUUCAGAUAUUCGAAUCCGAGUUUAACUUUAUUGAAGUUUUAGUCAACUCAAUGUAUAACCAUGAUGAUAUCCAAAACGCUUUGCCUAAGAUGAAAGACAAUCAACCAAAAUUCUCCUUCCUUCGACUGAUGUGCAGAGCUUGGGGAAAAUAUGUGAUGAAGAAACUGUUUCAUAAGUUCAGUGAGACAAUUAUAAAUAUCUUGGUGAACUAUCAGAGCAAGCUUUCUAAACUUGCAGAAGAUUUCGACAACCUGAAGAAAGAGAAAAAGUAUUUUUCAAAUUAUCUUAAAAACAACUACUCCUUCUCCUUCAUUGAAGGCCAGAUUUUUAGUAACGCACUUCAGAUGGUUCUUGAUGUGUCUAUCAACGAGUAUUGUGUGAAACAAAUAGAGGAUUCUCAAGUGAAUCUUAACAUAUUCUACCCAAAAUUAGAAGAGAGAAUAAUGAAACAAACAAAGCCAUUCUUAAAAAACCUGUUCACCAAAUGAUCCCCUGAGAUAUUUCAGACCAUAUCUCAGUUAUACAUGAACAACUUGAACACUAUUAUGAUCAGACAUAGCCAGAGACGUCUUCACAAUCUUGUCUAUGCCACAAUUUGCAUCAACACUGAGAACAAAAUAAAAUAAACUGUACAUCGAAUACUCUAUCGAUGAGUAUGAGAGCAAGAAUAGAGAGGAAACUAAAUCUGAAGAAGAGAAGAAGGUUGCCUCUUUAUUUAAACCAACUACUAAGAUAUCUAAAUUUGCAAAACAAUCUGAAUAUGACAAUGAACCUGAAGUCACUCCGGUAAAGAGAUGUAAACAGAAGGAAGAAAAGAUUGUCAAUUUUAUUCAAGGGAUUAUCCAGAAGCCUUAUCUUAAGGAAGGAAGAAACUCAAAGCUGCUCAGAAACAACACCCAUGCCGACCUGAGAUACAAGACUCCAGACGAAGAAGAGGAAGAGGAAAAGAACAUAGAAAUAAGGUACACGAGAAACACUAAGAUCAUUGAAGACUCUGAGUCAGAAAGUAAUGAAAUCGAAGAUGAACCCAAGAUUAAUGUAAUUAGGUCUCACACUAGUACCAACAACCCGUUCAGAAACUCUAUAGAUGCACCUAUUUGUGAAGUUCUCCCCUUAGAAUUACCUGAGAAGAAUGAAAAGGAGAUUUCUCUCGCUUUUUAUGAGCAUGCUAUGAGAUCACACAAGAAACUGUUCGAUAAUCUCAGAGUUUCAUAUCAGCAAUGGAAAGAAGGCAUUGACCAAUUCAAUUUAAAGGAUAACAAGAGCUCUGUUUACUCCAAUUUAAAUGCAGGCAAUACUGAUAAGAUGUUGGAGACCUAUAUGUCAGAGAGCUUACAGUUAAUCAGAAACAAUACAACCAAAGACCCUAUAUACGAUGUCCUCAAGCCGAACUAUGAAGAUGUCUAUUACCACCCCUUUGACGAGACUGAUGACGAACUGAGGCAGUUCUUGUUGGAAGAACAAGACAAUGACUCCAUGGGAGAUGAUUUUGAUGACUUUGACGGUGACUUUGGAGAUUGGCUGUAAUACUGCAUCGCAUUUUCGAGAAACAUUUUCUGGCAUUAUCAAUUU